UCUCGGGUCCAGCUUCGGUCCUGCCGCCGCCGCCGCCGCCUUCCCCGGUCCGCGGGAGCCUUGCCGGCCGCCCUCCCCACAGCAUGGCACCAUCGGGGCUGGAUUAGCCGGGAGCAGCAUUUGGGGGAAGCGAGAUCUCGAGGGGUGGGGGGUGCCCUGCAGCCUCGGUCAUGGAUGUGAGCAAGAUGACUGUCAGCAUCAAUAAGGCCAUUAAUACACAGGAAGUGGCUGUAAAGGAAAAACACGCCAGAACGUGUAUUCUGGGCACCCACCAUGAGAAAGGGGCGCAGACCUUUUGGUCUGUUGUCAACCGGCUGCCCCUUUCCAGCAAUGCUGUGCUCUGCUGGAAGUUCUGCCACGUGUUCCACAAACUUCUCCGAGAUGGACACCCAAAUGUCCUGAAGGACUCUCUGAGAUACAAAAAUGAGUUGAGUGACAUGAGCAGGAUGUGGGGCCACCUGAGUGAGGGUUAUGGACAGCUUUGUAGCAUCUACCUCAAACUGCUGAGAACGAAGAUGGAAUACCACACCAAAAAUCCCAGGUUCCCAGGCAACCUUCAGAUGAGUGACCGGCAGCUGGACGAGGCUGGAGAGAGUGACGUUAACAACUUCUUCCAGCUAACAGUGGAGAUGUUCGACUACCUGGAGUGUGAACUUAACCUCUUCCAAACUGUGUUCAACUCUCUGGACAUGUCCCGGUCCGUGUCAGUGACAACAGCUGGGCAGUGCCGCCUUGCUCCACUGAUCCAGGUCAUAUUGGACUGCAGUCACCUGUAUGAUUACACUGUCAAGCUUCUCUUCAAACUCCAUUCCUGUCUCCCAGCUGACACCCUUCAAGGUCACCGGGACCGUUUCAUGGAGCAAUUCACAAAGUUGAAAGAUCUGUUUUACCGCUCCAGCAACCUUCAGUACUUCAAGCGGCUCAUUCAGAUCCCCCAGCUGCCUGAGAACCCACCCAACUUCCUACGAGCCUCUGCCCUGUCAGAACACAUCAGCCCUGUGGUGGUAAUUCCAGCUGAGGCCUCGUCCCCUGACAGCGAGCCAAUCUUGGAGAAGGAUGACCUCAUGGACAUGGAUGCUUCUCAGCAGAAUCUAUUUGACAACAAGUUUGAUGACAUCUUUGGCAGCUCAUUCAGCAGUGAUCCCUUCAAUUUCAACAGUCAAAACGGUGUGAACAAGGAUGAGAAGGAUCACUUAAUUGAUCAAUUAUACCAAGAGAUCAGUGGGCUGAAGGCACAGCUGGACAACAUGAAGACUGAGAGCCAGCCAGCCGUGCUGCAGCUGAAGGGCCACAUCAGCGAGCUGGAGGCCGAGCUGGCUGAGCAGCGGCACCUGCAGCAGCAGGCAGCCGAUGACAGUGAGUUCCUUCGGGCAGAAUUGGAUGAGCUGAAGAAGAAGCGAGAGGACACGGAGAAGGCACAGCGGAGCCUGACAGAGAUAGAAAGGAAAGCGCAGGCCAAUGAGCAGCGGUACAGCAAGCUGAAGGAGAAGUACAGUGAGCUGGUACAGAACCAUGCUGACCUGCUGCGGAAGAAUGCAGAGAUAACCAAACAAGUAUCUGUGGCCAGACAAGCCCAGGUGGAUUUGGAACAAGAGAAAAGAGAGCUAGAGGAUUCCUUCCAGCGCAUAAGUGAGCAGGCCCAGCGGAAGACUCAAGAACAGACGGAAGUACUAGAGAACUUGAAGCAAGAACUUGCCACCAGCAAACAGGAACUCCAGAUUGUCCAAGGCAGCCUAGAAACUUCUGCCUUGGCAGAAGUAAAAUGGGCAACCCAGAUUGCCAACCUGGAGAAAGAACGGGGCAGCUUAGUGAAUGCCAUGGCUCGGCGGGAGGAAGAAUUCUCUGCUCUUCAGGAACAGCUGGAAUCCACCCAGCUCAAACUGUCUAGCACACAGGAAUCUGCGUGCCAGCUCGCAAAGGACCAACGAAAAAUGCUUCUGGUAGAGUCGAGGAAGGCUGCGGAGCAGGUGAUACAAGAGGCCCUGAGGCAGUUUGAGGAGCCCACUCUCAUCAGCUGUGCUGGAUCUGCAGAUCACCUUCUCUCCACGGUCAAGUCUGUUUCCAACUGCAUUGAGCAACUAGAAAAAUGCUGGAGCCGGUAUCUGGCCUGCCCAGAAGAUAUCAGUGGGCUUCUGCGCUCAGUAACCCUCCUUGCACACUUGACCAGUGACACUAUUGUUCAAGGUAGCACCACCUGCCUUAGAGCCCCACCGGAGCCUGCUGAUGCACUGACCGAGGCCUGUAAGCAGUUUGGCAAGGAAGCCCUCAUGUAUCUGACUUUGCUGGAGGAGGAAGGAACUCUUGAGAAUGUCAACAGCACAGCCAUGAGGAGCUGCCUCAGCAAGAUCACAGCCAUUAGCGAGGAGCUCCUGCCCAGAGGCCUAGACAUCAAACAGGAGGAGUUAGGGGAUCUGGUGGACAAGGAGAUGGCUGCCACUUCAGCUGCCAUUGAAACAGCUACGGCCAGAAUAGAGGAGAUGCUCAGCAAAUCCCGAGCAGGAGACACGGGAGUCAAACUGGAAGUGAAUGAAAGGAUUCUUGGUUCAUGUACCAGCCUAAUGCAAGCUAUUCAGGUCCUGAUUGUGGCUUCAAAGGACCUUCAGAGAGAGAUAGUAGAGAGUGGCCGGGGCACAACAUCCCCUAAAGAGUUUUAUGCUAAGAAUUCUCGAUGGACAGAAGGACUCAUCUCAGCCUCCAAAGCUGUGGGCUGGGGAGCCACGGUCAUGGUUGAUGCAGCCGAUCUGGUGGUACAAGGCAGAGGGAAGUUUGAAGAGCUAAUGGUUUGUUCCCAUGAAAUUGCUGCUAGCACAGCCCAGCUUGUAGCUGCAUCCAAGGUGAAAGCUAAUAAGGACAGCCCGAACCUGGCCCAGCUGCAGCAGGCCUCUCGCGGGGUGAACCAGGCCACUGCCGCUGUUGUGGCCUCAACCAUUUCUGGAAAAUCACAGAUUGAGGAGACAGACACCAUGGACUUCUCAAGCAUGACGCUGACCCAGAUCAAACGCCAGGAGAUGGAUUCCCAGGUUAGGGUGCUGGAGCUAGAAAAUGAACUGCAGAAAGAACGUCAAAAACUAGGAGAGCUUCGAAAAAAGCACUAUGAGCUUGCUGGUGUUGCUGAGGGUUGGGAAGAAGGAACAGAAACAUCUUCACCUGCACUGCAAGAAGCGGUAACCGAAAAAGAAUAGAGGCCCACCGGCCCCCCACACAUCAGAGUUCUUUUCAGUUUCAUCAUUUGCACAAACUUGUGAGCAUCAGAGGGCUGGUGGAUUCCAAACAAGGACAUUACCCUGAGUCUGUGCGCAGAGUCAGAAGAACCGCGAGAGCGUCCGGGCUAACAGUGCCAGGGCAAUGCUCUCCCUCUUUUGGCAGUUCCAUGGAUUCCCACUGCUUCUUAUGGUGGUUGGUUGGGUUUUUUGGUUUUCUUUUUUCAAGUUUCACUCACAUAGCCAACUGUCCCAAAGGGAACACCUCUGAAGCUCCAAGCUCUCAGGGGCCCCAGACCACAGCAGUUAACAGCAAUGGUGCUGCUCAGGCUUCACCUUGGUGCUCCCGGUCAGCCUCCAUGCCAAGUGUCCUGCUGAGCCAGUGCAGGGCAGCCAAGGCCACUCCCCAGGGUUGGGCGGAGCUGCUGAGCCACAGCUUUCCUCCAAAGGCAGAAGUGGAGCGAGUGCCUUUCCUUCCUAAAAGCUGGAGCCCAGCUGAAAGCUUCUGCCCACCUUCACAAGCAAGAGGGCCACAGAAAGAGGGAAAGGAGGGUGGACACAGCCCAUGUUUUCAGAAGACAUCUUUCUUGGGAACUCCUUGUGACCAGGCUGAAAAAAACCUUAUCACAUGCUUGAGUGGAGCUGGUGAGAGUAGCCACACCUCUUCCCCAAGGCAGGGCCCUAAGAAGGGAGCGUGUGAGGGAUUUCCAGUUCCUUUCUCCAAAUGUCUGCCUGCCUUGGUGUCCACUUGAAUCUGAAGAAGAUAGUUCCAUGUUCUACCUAAUAGACAGACCCAGAAAAAUCAGGCAAACUUCCUCCCAGUAGGAAAGGACCCUGUACUUGGUUUGGUACCCUUAAUAUUUAUUACUAACCUCCAUUAAGCAGCAGCAGCAGCAGCAGCAGCAGCAGCAGCAGCCUACAAAAAGAUGCUUGGAGCAAUUAGGAUUUCAGGUAUGACUAUAAGACUUGAAUUGCUGCCCUAUACAGCAGUCUUCAAGAAUCAGAAACAAGGCUAAGAUGCCGUCCCGAUCUGUUACUGGCUUAAAUCAUGAAGCAUGCAGGGUUCCUCAGAGUGUCCAGGUCAAGGAAAACAAAAAAGGGGACCGAUGGCUCUGAUCCCUUUCAGCCACACAUCCCGGGCUCUUGUUGCCCUGUGGACAGGAUGAGGAUGGAGGGCACAUUAACAGCCUCAUAGAUACAGGCAGCCUGACAGUACUUCUCCACUUCCAGAUGGACCUCCCAGCAUUUAAGUGACCUUUCAAUAUUGAACAAACAAUGUCUUCCUUAUCUGUAGCAACUCUUAGAUAGUGGCCAACAAGUAGUUCCCAGGACCUGUCCCACAGGAAUGUUGCUAAAUGUGGCCAUAACAGGUUGUGAGACUCCUGUUUGAUCACUGUGAAUCAAUCCCCCCUUCUCCCUAAACACCACCCCCACUCCCCCAACUCUGUCUCCGUGCAUUUUCUAAGUAGGGCAUUCAAAAAAAAUUCCCAUUAGCUCGGAUUGUGAGACUCAGACACAUGAUCUCCACACUGGGCUAAAAAGGGCUCAGCAAUAGAUACUGAGUACGCUCAUGUUUAAUGCUUCUUUGUGCUCAGCAUUUUUCCAUCUGAGGUUCAGAAGGAGUGGUGUGCGGCAUCCUCGGCCCACUUGUGCCAAUUCAUCCGAUCAGUGUGUUCUCAGUGUGGGUCAACAUUUCCAUAGGUAGCUAGUCCUUGCUUCUAGAAUCUCGGCCAUUCAAACAGUUGUGUUUAAC
Molecule: messenger RNA, 4953 nt
Organism: Pteropus alecto (black flying fox)
Lineage: Eukaryota; Metazoa; Chordata; Mammalia; Chiroptera; Pteropodidae
Gene: HIP1
Product: huntingtin interacting protein 1
Exons: 32
Coding region: 171-3182 (1003 amino acids)
Biological process (GO): endocytosis; actin filament organization; clathrin coat assembly
Cellular component (GO): presynapse; extrinsic component of postsynaptic membrane; actin cortical patch
Molecular function (GO): actin filament binding; phosphatidylinositol-3,5-bisphosphate binding; clathrin-cargo adaptor activity
Source: RefSeq, a predicted model, not a curated record